UCCAGUCGAUCUGUCGGCAGCGACCGAUACACAUCACGCGUUCUGUUUGAUUUCCCGAUAGCGAAUCGUACCGCGUAAUUGGCGUAUCUCAUCGCGGCGAAAGCAUCUUUUUUGAAUAAACAAGGCGACGCUUUUAAAAUUCUUUCUGUUUUCUCAUCGGGAAAAAAGUUAUUAAUUUUAGUUCAAACGUAAAUUAACGCGCGAAGUCAAGAAGCAAUUUCAGCAGAAUUAAAAUUUGCUGCGUGCGUUAAUUCGGUGUUAAAUUUCCGAGACUAAAACUGCUGAAUUAACUAACAUCGUUUGCAAGUGAUUUGUUAUUAUGUAAUAUGAUCGAACGUGAAAAGUAAAUAUCGGCGCAGUGUAUGCGCUUCUUAUAUAGAAGUUCUAUUCUCGUGUGUUCCGUCCUCGGGGAAGGAAACGUGGCUGCGACCUGUGUCUUAUGUUCCGAGUUUUGAGCGAGCAAGUCUAUGCCGCGAUCUUUCAAGGAAGAUGUCAACGACACCUUUAAGAAUAGCGGCAAAUCCACAAACGCACGUGGUUCUGUCCUGCGUUUAAUUGAAAAUGUUAUAAUUAAAAAUGUACAGUCUUCGUUCAAUUAAAAGAUACGAACAAACGAAAUGCUGGAUAUUCUCUAUAAUUAUAAAAUAAUUGAUAAUUAUAGAAAUGAAGAUUUUAGGGAGUAUAUUAUGUGACGUUUUUUCAAUGAUUUACAUAUAUAAAUUUUUUGCAGUGCACAUUGCGUCCAAUAAUCAUUAGUCGCACUGUGUACUAAUAAGAGAAAAUGAUGCCUUUAAAAAGGCCGCACAUUCACUCUGUAAAAUCGCGCAUUCUUCUUUAAUGUAGAUCAUUUAACUGUACAGAUGAGUGUGUGCCGCCCGCGCGAGGCAGAUUGGUUUUAUUUUUAAAUUUCUCGACUUGGCAGGCCACACUGCUAGCAGCACGUGUUUCACACACGGAUGAAUCUUUCUUUCCGCAAACAAUGCGCAUAACGCGAUAUAGCCGUCUGGGUAAAUAAUGAUCUCCCUAUCCAACAACACCGCUUCACAAAAAAAAGAGUUAUCAAUGCGAUAUGUGAUAACGUAUCGUGCAGAGCAUCAUUCUGUAGAUCAGGUCAUCGUUCGUUUCGUUGAAGCUUAAAGAGGAUGGUAUUCGCCCACGAGAUUGGCAACCGCGAAGAUCAAGUUUUAAAGUACCUUUGAGAUUGAUGCGAUUAUGUUUGCUGGGAAUGCUUUUGCCGUUCGUAUUCAUUAUUGGGCCGCUGUAUCUGCGAUACCGCGUAUACUCCGAGCAGCUAUAUGCCUUAGGAAUAUCAGAUCAGAGACUGAUCGAUAAUAAAGUAUCUACCGUUUGGUGCCAAAGCCAAGUGAUCAAAGUUAACGCCACGUUCAACGCGUAUCUCAUGAGUAACGAGCCAGUGGUUGAAAAGGAAGCGGUGCCCGUUUCGAUGACGAGACAACUCGUUAUGGAGGAUGACAUGAAGGAGUAUUGGGGAUUUUAUCUUCUGCACGGCAGUAGUGUCACUGUUUCAGCUUGUGUAAGAUGGCCAGGUGCUUCUUUAACGAUAAUCCGUGGCUUCAAGAAUCUACACGAGUGCGCCUUCAUCGGAGAUGACAGUAGUGAGGAACUCGAGGAACUCGUUGAAGUCGCUAAAGAAAAAGGUCUUCUUGAUGUAAAGAGCACCACGGAGACAGUGCGUCUUAGUAAUGUACCUGAUAAAAUGAGACGAGCAGACCAGGACGUACAUUUUUAUCAUGAAGAUAAAGCUCUUCGUUUGAAUGUUUCUAAAUCAUCUAAACAUCAGCUGGGCAGUCACGAGUUGGACGCUGAAACGAUGCGAAAUAUACUCACCCAGCUUCUGGCCAAAACCGAUAAUACAAAGAAGAAGCAGAAAAAUCCGCAUCACCAUUACGAAGCAGUCUUUAGGGAUAUUACUAAUAUAGAUAAGCCAGCGACGAGCUAUCCUAAAAAUUUACAAGAUCAGUUUCAAGAAAAGUCAAUAAGUACAUUUGACAAUAAUAAAAAGAUAUCAGAAAAUAGUACAAAAUCCACGCCAGUAUCUUCGAAACCAGUUUCUCUCCAAGAAGAGCAGUACAACCACAACGAAUCUGAAACCAAGCAAAAUUCUACAUUUUCUCCCAAUCUUCAUCCGAGUUCUACAAUAUCUAGCAAGCAAAUGGAGUCUAGUACAACACAAAACAUUGUAAAAGAGCAAACGGAGUCGAAAAUCAAACAGACAAACUCUGAGGAGGUGUUUCAAGAUAUCCUACGAAAAAUCAAUUCUCUAGGUGACCGCGGUAAACAGAUGCUGCACAAAUUGAUGGACACGAUUGACACGCAGGCUGGCGCCAAAGGCGCUGCGUUGAAACGAUUGGUGAACGACACUAUGAAUGAUAAGAGAUUGUCGAGAGAAGAUAAACGGAGAAGAAGAAGAGACUUAGUCCUAUCAUCGCCGCUUUAUCGAGAAUUAACAGAAGCGGAUGAAGAUGGCGACGCAGCGGUGGAAGAGGGUAUGCUGCAUCCAGAUGGUAUCGCGGAGGAUCGAGGUACCGUAAACGAAACAACUUUGAACGACAGAAGUAACUCCGAAUUCUGGAGCUCGUUCAGCAGUUCCGAAGAACGGCUAUUGGAAUGCAAAGGCCUUAUCCUGAAUUUACCUUUGACACCGCAUCGUUUUUGUACACCCAAACACGAAAGUGAUCAUUCUACGGCUUCCUUUGCCAACACGGUGACGUAUAGAGUACCUCUAAAUGGAUAUUACUUCUUUGUCUUUAAUUCGGAAAAUGAAGUUCAACCCAAUUACGUGAGGGUGAAGUUUGACCUUUUAAAGACUGUCUACAAUACUUCGAAUCCCGUGCACGCAUGUAAAAACAGCACGACGGAAUGCUCGUUACCGUUUAAAAUAUUCAGCAGUGAAAGGACGGUAUUAGAAUUGCCAUUAAGUGGAAAUGAUUCACAAUGGAAUGAAGAAUAUAUUGGUGUGUCUGUGUGCGAACCAAGAACAAUGGUUUACACUAUUUGUGUCAUCAUGGUGCCUUUGCUGAUCCUUUGCUUUGCUUUUCACUAACAGAUUGCGUUGUCGACAGUAUUUACAGUACCUAACACAUAUUUCUAUUGACAUAAUUAAUAAUAUCGAUAUUGCAUCAAAGUCAUUUGAAAAGAAGGACAAUAAUAGUGAUAAUUGAUGAAUUCGAUAUUUUUUAUUACAACUGAUUGAAUUAAUAAUAGAAAAUAUUAUUAUUAAUACUGCCUUUCUUUGUUGU
Molecule: messenger RNA, 3260 nt
Organism: Wasmannia auropunctata (little fire ant)
Lineage: Eukaryota; Metazoa; Arthropoda; Insecta; Hymenoptera; Formicidae
Exons: 10
Coding region: 1205-3064 (619 amino acids)
Source: RefSeq, a predicted model, not a curated record